AGUCACAUCAAGUCACUUUUAACACAUUUCCCCAAAAUUCAUGCACAUUUUCAAAUAAAAAAUCCGACCGUUGCAGUCUCAUCUUUAAAAAUAUAUAAAUAAUUUCUUCAGAGCAGUGAAAGACUAGAGAGAUCUGUGCAAUCUGAAAGCAAGUGUCAUCAUCACCAUGCUCGCCAUGAGAACAGCAGCGGAAGCUUCCAUGCCCAAAUCAAACCCUAAUAAUCCAUCAGAGAUCCAAGGAAACCCGAAGGCCUCUCUCUACGAACAAUGCCGAGAAGAGAGGAUCAAAGAGAAUCUUCAGCGCAUGCAGAACCUCGGCAUCUUGAAUCUCGCGAGAAAACUCCAAUCCGAGACCCGACCCGGUAAAAGAUCGCUCGGCAACUCCAACCCGGCUCCGAAGUCGACUCCUCCCACCGCUCCGUCCCGUCGAUCUUCCCGGUUGGAGAACACAACUCCUGUUGCCUACAACGAGAGAGACAAUGUGAAGGGUAAAAAAUCUAAGGGAGAGAGCUUGUUGAUUUAUGAAGGCCCAAGGGCGGAGGUUUACACAGAGGAGCAUGAGAAGCUGCUUGGGAACACAGAACGAAGCUGGACUUGUUUUGUCGAUGGCUAUGGCAAGGAUGGAAAAAGGAUUUAUGAUCCCUUCAAGGGCAAAACUUGUCACCAGUGCAGGCAGAAAACGCUCGGUCAUCGGACACAGUGCAGUGUAUGCGACUUGGUCCAAGGACAAUUCUGUGGAGAUUGUUUGCUCAUGAGAUAUGGGGAACAUGUGCUUGAAGCUCUUGACAAUCCAGAGUGGGUUUGCCCUGUAUGUCGCGGGAUUUGCAACUGCAGUUUGUGCCGGAAUCAUAAAGGAUGGGUUCCAACUGGUCCGAUUUAUAGAAGGAUAGCUAAACUCGGCUACAAGUCUGUGGCGCAUUAUCUGAUUCAAACCAAACGGGCGCAGAGUGAUGAUGCCACCCCGAAUCAAGCUUCUGCAAAGAGAUCACUUUCGUUUCAAGAAGCAAAACAACUUCCGGACAUUGCUGAUGAUGAUUUCCCUAAUGAAGUACCAACGCUUCAGAUUAUGGGAAGUCAAAAUGGUGAUUCCUUGAAGAAAGAGGAAGAUGAAAACACAGCAGACGAGAAUCAGAAUUCAGCUAAAAGGUCACUGAGCUUCUGCUUGCCUUCAGCGGAUGUUCAGGUCACUAGUGAUCAUCCAAAAGCUCAUGAAAAUAUUGAGGUUCUCAACGAGGAGGCAAAGACUGUAGGUAACUCAGUGAAUACUGGUGUAAGGAGAAGUGAGAGGAGAGCAUCUCUCGAACCCAAUUCAGAGAGCAUUGGCAGCUCUGUGAAUACUCGAAGCAAGAGGAAAGCGGCUCUUGAGGAACCUAAUCCAGAUAGUAUUGGUGCAAGACUAAGGCAACGUCGAAGGAGCCAAAGUGGCCUUUAGAUAGAAAGCUAUCUCUCAUUCUCGCUCACAUUUCCCCGUGUAAUGUUUUUUUUGUUGCUCCUUCACAAGGUAACCCUCUUUUGUUUCCCUCUCUGACUCUAUGUUAUGUUUUUUUGGUUGCUUGUUCAAGCUCCUUGACAGUUUAACACCUUUUCUGUUUCUAUUGGACCGAGUAAGAGUCCUUACAAACACU
Molecule: messenger RNA, 1625 nt
Organism: Brassica oleracea var. oleracea
Lineage: Eukaryota; Viridiplantae; Streptophyta; Magnoliopsida; Brassicales; Brassicaceae
Product: cell division cycle-associated protein 7
Exons: 5
Coding region: 167-1432 (421 amino acids)
Biological process (GO): regulation of DNA-templated transcription
Cellular component (GO): nucleus
Source: RefSeq, a predicted model, not a curated record